This is a messenger RNA of Monodelphis domestica (gray short-tailed opossum), 1263 nucleotides long. RefSeq names its product proteasome 26S subunit, non-ATPase 13 (gene PSMD13). Lineage: Eukaryota; Metazoa; Chordata; Mammalia; Didelphimorphia; Didelphidae. Gene Ontology annotation, molecular function: structural molecule activity. The record is from RefSeq and is a predicted model, not a curated record. Gene Ontology annotation, cellular component: nucleus; cytosol; proteasome regulatory particle, lid subcomplex. Gene Ontology annotation, biological process: ubiquitin-dependent protein catabolic process.
UCAGCGUCCCGCCCGGAGCCAGAGCCGGAGCCACCGCCAUGAAGGACGUGCCGGGUUUCCUUCAGCAGAGCCAGAGCGCCGAGCCCGACCAGGCCGCCGUGUGGCACCGCCUCGAGGAGCUCUACACCAAAAAGCUGUGGCACCAGCUCACGCUCCAGAUUCUGGACUUCGUGCAGGACCCCUGCUUCGCCCAAGGCGACGGGCUCAUCCGGCUCUAUGAAAACUUCAUCAGCGAGUUCGAGCACAGGGUGAACCCUCUGUCCUUGGUGGAGAUCAUCCUCCACGUGGUGAGGCAGAUGACAGACCCGAACGUCGCGCUGACCUUUCUGGAAAAGACGCGUGAAAAGGUGAAAAGCAGCGACGAGGCAGUGAUCUUGUGCAAGACGGCCAUUGGGGCUCUGAAGCUGAACAUCGGCGACCUGCAGGUGACCAAGGAGACCAUCGAGGAUGUCGAGGAGAUGCUGCACAACCUCCCCGGCGUGACCUCCGUGCACAGCCGCUUCUACGACCUCUCGAGCAAGUACUACCAGACCAUCGGCAACCACGCGGCCUACUACAAGGACGCGCUGCGCUUCCUGGGCUGCAUCGACGUGAAGGACCUGCCGGUGUCCGAGCAGCAGGAGAGAGCCUUCACGCUGGGCCUGGCGGGACUUCUCGGCGAAGGCGUCUACAACUUUGGGGAGCUGCUCAUGCACCCCGUGCUGGACUCCCUGAGGAACACGGACCGCCAGUGGCUCAUCGACACGCUCUACGCCUUCAACAGCGGCAACGUGGAGAGAUUCCAGACCCUGAAGCCGGCCUGGGGCCAGCAGCCCGAUCUGGCCGCCAACGAAGUGCUGCUGCUGCAGAAGAUCCAGCUGCUGUGCCUCAUGGAGAUGACCUUCACGCGUCCGGCCAACCACCGGCAGCUGACCUUUGAGGAGAUCGCCCAGAGCGCCAAGGUGAAGGUGAACGAGGUGGAGCUGCUGGUGAUGAAGGCCCUUUCGGUGGGUCUGGUGAAGGGCAGCAUCGAUGAGGUGGACAAGCGCGUCCACAUGACCUGGGUCCAGCCUCGGGUGCUGGAUGUGCAGCAGAUCAAGGGCAUGAAGGACCGCCUGGAGUUCUGGUGCACCGACGUGAAGAGCAUGGAGAUGCUGGUGGAGCACCAGGCCCACGACAUCCUGACCUAGGCCGCCCCCCCCCUGUGCCCCCCCCUGUGCCCCCCGCGGCGAGAACCCUGCUCCAAUAAAGGCCCGCCCCGGGCGGGGGUCACAGAGGCGCCGA